AUGCGUUAUGGAAAAGUGUAUUUCUAUGAUCGAAUGGGAAAUCGAGAGCCAAAUGAAGCUGAUAAAAUAAGAGAAGCGUUGGAUAACUUCGACGCUCCGAGAUUUCGGCCUCCAGAUGAACCAAGAAUGAUGAAGAAUUAUACAACACAAUUUUCUCCACUGGAUACUCCACCACCAAUCAGUGGUAAUGGAACACCUCCAGGGGCUGGAAUGCAUCAAUUCUUAUCUGAAUCAAAUAGGGAAAUGAUGAUGGAUUUACCCGCAAAUAUCUCAAAUUUCGGAAGAGACGAUGGUAGUUUGAUUCUGCCUGCAAAUCUAAUGGGUGGUGAUGAGACAAGUAUUCCAAAUAUUGAUCGAUAUCGUAUGGAUCUUCCUUCUGAAAUCUACCCGAAUGAUCCAAUGCCACGUGGGAUUUCAACACCGCCCAUGGAUAUUAAAUUUAAUUUAGGAGAAAAUAUUGGGAGAGAUGUUGAUAGAGGAGUUAUGAAAGGAUUCGGAGGAGAGAGGCAAUAUGAUGAUCCGAUGAUUGAAAUGGAACAAAAGUUGGGAAAUAUUCGGUUUGAGACUGAAGAAGAGAAACGUGGAAAACUUAUCACAAAGUUUGAAGAAAAUGAUUAUUAUGGACAUGAAAUUUGUGCUCAAUGUCAGGCAGAAGAUGAGUAUAUGGAAAGAAUGAGAAGACAAGCAGAAGAAGAACGGAGAAAAUAUGAUGAGACGAUGAAGAGGGCGAAGAUGUAUGAAGAUUUGACAAGAGAGAAGGAAGAAACUUUUAAGAGAGAAGAAGCAGAAAGAAACAAGGCACUUCGAGAUCAUAUUGAUAGAGUUAAUGCAGAAAUGAUUGAGUUGAAAAAGAGAAGACCAAAGUCACCAGUUCAAGAAAACUACAUAUUCCGUCAUGAGUCUCCGCGGAUCAGAGACGCAGAACAACGAACCAGAAAAGACGUUUAUAGAGCUGAACUGGAUAGACAAGUUGAAGAGAAACGGUUGAGACGAAUUGCGGAAUUCGAGAAAAAUGAGGCGAUCGAUGCGACGAGUAAUGCGAGAGCAGCUCUCGAAUUUGCAAAUGCCAGGGAAGCCGAACGAAAAUCUAUCGAGCAUGCGAAGGAGAUGGCAAGAAAACAACUGGAAUUCCAGAUGGAAAUGGCCAGAGUUGGAGCUCCAACUGAUAAAAACUGGUUAUGGUGGGCGGAGAGACCAGAUGAACAUGGAUGGAGAGAUGCGAGAUUGAAAGGAUUGAAACAUACGAAUCAAGUGGAGAGAAAUCAAACUAUAAAACAAUCCAUCGGAAUGCUGGAAGAAUUCAAAGCUCGUCAAGCUCAUGAUGACAUGGUUAUGAGAGAUAACCGAAGAGCGAAAUACGAUAAGUUGAGAGAUCAAUUACACGAGAAUUCGAAAAUGCUGUAUCCGUUGACUAAAACUGAGAGUCGUCCGAUUAUAGUUCAACCGGAUCCACGUGUCGAAGCAGCUUGGAGAGAGGCACACGAGAAGUACGAUAAGAAAUUCGCCGUUUUGCAGGAUAAUGCGAUGAAAAGUAUCUCAGGAGCUGCUUUGGAUGGAGUUGCCCAUGCCACGACAUCAUGUCGUCGUUGUGCUCGAUGCGCCCGCCCAUUAGAAAGAAAAACGACGAUUGUUGUGAACCGAGGGGAAACAAUUCUUCCUCAUCAAACAAAUUGGCAUAGAUCAUAA
Messenger RNA from Caenorhabditis remanei, 1686 nucleotides. RefSeq lists its product as uncharacterized. Lineage: Eukaryota; Metazoa; Nematoda; Chromadorea; Rhabditida; Rhabditidae. The record is from RefSeq and is a predicted model, not a curated record. Bases 1 to 1686 code for a protein of 561 amino acids. The transcript is spliced from 10 exons.